GGUGCUAGAUCCACCAUCGUCCACGGUCUUGUCUCCGUCUCCAGUUCCAGUGCCGGUGCUAGAUCCACCAUCGUCCACGGUCUUGUCUCCGUCUCCAGAUCCAGCGCCGGUGCUAGAUCCACCACCGCCAACAGUCUUGUCUCCGUCUCUAGUUCCAGUGCCGGUGCUAGAUCCACCAUCGCCAACGGUUUUGUCUCCGUCUCUAGUUCCAGAACUGGAUACACCAGUGGUGUCUUCCUCGGUAAUUCCUCAAAUCCAACCUCGAAUACCUGAACAAAGACCAUCUGAGAUCGAGACGUUAGAUCAGUGUCGCAUGGACAAAACCCCCUUACUUGUUUUCGUAUCUCGAGAAAGCGGUCUCAUACCACUGCAGCUCCCUCCCGAGUACGCAUGCUGUUGCUUGGGUUUAUUUGUCAUAUCUGAUCUGAAUGCAGAUAUCAAAAACACCACUAUAGCUAUUUCUAAAACUCAGAAGUGCGAACGCGUACAAUGGCGCCUUACGUUGGAAUGGGCACCGGGAGGCGAAGAAGGGUUGUUGGUAAACAUCAAUGAGAAAUCGCACCCAUGGUGGAUCGAUUCUGUCGAAAAGGGUGUUGGCUCGGUGAAAAUACCCAGAGACAUGAACAGCCUCUAUUUCAGCUUUCUGCCUUUGGACCUCCUGGCGGGCUUCAAACCUAGCGAGUGUUUUCCAAGGGGCUGGUACUGCAGAGACUGCGGGAUGCUUAAUGCACAGAGGUAUUUUCGACACCAGAUCUGCCAGAGUUCCAAGUGCAAACGUAAACUGGAGCAGGGAAAAGCAACGACCAAUGAUAAUGACUUGAUUUGCCACAUUGAUCCGUUACAAGCGCUUCGAGGACCACAUCAUCGUUUACCCAUACGGGAUCCUCUCGAUUAUGCGCCUUCGUCAGUUGGCAAAAUUGAUACCUCGUGGGACGACAUGAUGCGGAAUUUGACAUAUCAAGUCAACAGCGGUGUGAGAGUACAACAUGUCUUCACCGGAAACCAAGAAAUAUUGCAACAGGAUGCAACGAAACUACUCCUGGACAUACAGAAAGAUGUUAUUCUUUCCCGCAGUGACUUACAUAGCCCUUAUUUUACCUGGUCCACGAAACUCGAUCACGGGCAUAUCUGUUCUGGGGAUCCACCAGGUCAACCUGAAAUACCUAGACUUGUCUUCGACAUCCAGGAUAUCUUGCUUCACUAUAUGCAAACGUAUGGUGAAGUCAACAAUGCCAACAUCAACCAUAUCAUGAUUCAGGCAUGGGUUACUCCGGGCUCGAAACGGGGCGCCGUUUUCAAUGCGAAGAGCCACGUUGUCACCAUCAUUUGUCUAGGUGCCGAAGUUGUCAUGAAUUUAGUACCCAAACGUGGUUUUACGGAGAUCCCCAUUGAAGGCGCGGAAGACCGCAUGGAGAUCGACAGCGAACGGAUCUUAAGUGCGUCGCAGCUUGUGGAUGACGGUUGUUCGGAAACUCUUGCGUCGGGAGCAGUAAUCAACUGCCGCCAAGCUGGUGGCGACCCUAACGUCAUGAAUCAACCUGACCCCCUUGCCUUGGGGGAGGCAUGUGGACCGUCAGGUAAUCUAGGGAAUGCCAAGGCAGCCGGAAAAGGGAAAGGUGCUGGUGGCAAAAAGAGCAAGCAAGCGCCGUUGGAACUUUCCAUGACCCUAGUUCAUGGUGAUGCUAUAAUUCUGGAGGGAGAUGAGUUUGAGUACCAAAUCAAGCGCAGCGGAACUACGAUUCUUCUCAUUGGGUCUUGUGAGUGAUCGGCACGGAUCGGUUGGUGGUUGUCUUGGAAGUUACAGAUUUGAGGUUAAAUAUUGUCAUUAUGCGAUAGUUGCUUGUUCUCGGGUCGUUUAAUACGAGGGAGUGUCCUUCGUCGUGCAUCGUAGUUAGAGCGCUAAAGCAAAUCCGAAAGCAGCAAUCAAAUCUCCCAAACACUCAAACUGGC
Messenger RNA from Suillus bovinus, 1950 nucleotides. RefSeq lists its product as uncharacterized. The record is from RefSeq and is a predicted model, not a curated record. Lineage: Eukaryota; Fungi; Basidiomycota; Agaricomycetes; Boletales; Suillaceae. The transcript is spliced from 7 exons. The coding region runs from base 314 to 1765 and encodes 483 amino acids.